CCGGGCAGGGCGGUCCCGAGUGGUCGCCGCUGCGGCUGUCGCCGUGCGGGGACACGCGUGUCCCGCGGUGCCGGGGUGCGGUCCGCCCGGCGCUCGGCCAUGCCGGUGUGGCUGCACGCUCCGCGGGGGUCAGCGCUGCCCGCCCGCCUCCGCCCGCCCGCCCGCCGAUAAGCCAAGCCAUGACCGCAGCGCCCCAGGGGCCAGAUCUCAGCUUUCUGAACGAGGAGGAAGCCAGGGCGAUUUUCCAGGUGCUGCAGAGGGACGCGGAGCUCCGGCGGGCAGAGAAGGACAGAGUCAGUAAACUUCUCAAGAGAAAGAAGUCUGAAAAAGGGCUGCAGGGAGUGACGGGAGAAUGGUUUGAAGAAAUAAAAAGAAGAAAAUUUCAGAAUUACAUUGAUGUCAAUAGAAUGUUAAAACCAUCAUUAGAGCAUCAGCUAAGGAAGAGCAAAAACACCAGUCAUCAAGAAAUAAAAAUGUCAUCCCGCACAAAUCCUCAAGCACAAAAGAACACUUCAGCUUCCUUUCUGGGGUUCAGAUCACCUUUUGCUUGGCUUUCCUCCUUUAGAAGAUCAAGGAAAACCCAGACUCAGAAGCAACCACGAUAUGACAGUUCUGCUAGCCCACCCUCAAAAGUGGAAGAAAUGGCAACGGCUGAAAUGUGUAAUUCCCCAAUGUCAACUGAAACAAGCAGUCAUUCUUUUGAUACAAACCAAAAUGAAACAAUGGAGAAAAAUACACUGGAAUGGAAUGAACAGCUAGAGAAGGAGAUUUUCAGUGUUCUAAGUGAUCUGGAUGACCAGCUGGCCCAGGAACAAACCCAAGACCCUUUGGACAGGAUCAUUUCUACAAGCAGUGCAUCAAAUAUCCAAAGUAGUAGUGCAUGCCCUACUUCAAAGAGGCAGACUGCUAGUAGGGGGCAACAGAGAAAUGACUGGAGUGACAUUCCUAGCACAUUUUUCCCAGAUGGAAUGAGAACACUGAGAGCCAAAGAUGAACACAAGAUUUUCAUCAGACCAAGGAAGUUACACAGUGCAUAUAUAAACUGGCACCAAAGAGCCUUUCAAGAAGAUUGCAGUUAUGGUGAUGCAGUCGAUGGAAAUCCUCAUCUGCACCGCAGGAGGCUGUCUGCGGUUUCUUUCGGACGGUCUUCGGAAGGGAGCUUAUAUCCUCCUUCUGUAACACACAAUAGCGGAUUUAGGCACAAGGGUUGUAUGAACAGGGACACAGCUGGCAGAAGUUACUCUGUGUGUUCCCUUCGGAGAUGUCCAUCAUCAGUAUCUUCUGAUCAGCUCUCAGCAUCUAGUUUACAGCAUCCAUUGGCAAGGGAGAGCAAGAAUGGUUUUGUACCAAGGUUUGGUCGACAGAACCCAAAGAGAAUUCCUCUGUCUUCCAUUAUAUGGAACAACACACCAGACUCUUCAGAACAAACUCCAGAAACAAUGUUUAGAACUCAAUCACUGAUGGAGUUUCAUGCUACAGACCAUGGUAGAUAUCCCAGCUCUUUACAAGAAACUAAGAAAUACCCAAGUUACCACUCAAAACACCACUACAGAAGAUCUAUUUCAAGCAGUAAUUGCUUUAGUAGAGUUAGUUGCCCUGACAAAGCUACUUUUCUGUUGCCCUUUGAUAACUGGGAGAACUAUCCUUUAUACAAAUCAGAAAAUAAUCUCUCUAGAUCCUACUAUAGAAACACCUCUUCUCAUGGGAAGUUGUAUGAAAACCAAAAAAAUUCUUACGGAAGAAAAGACAGCUAUCCUUCUUGGGCUGAUAUUCCUCAGUGUUACAGUGAUGAUGUGUUUGUUUCCCCUGAUGCCAGCUUUGAAGCAUUUAUGGCUAAUUUAAAUGACCACCAAUGGGCACAUGCAAAGAAUGCCAAGUUUGGUUCACAGCGCCUGCAGAAUGAUUUUCACAUGUACUCUCCAGAAAAUACAAGUAUCAAAAGGAUGACAAGAAGUGCAAACAGAAAUUUUUCAGAGUUCACUGAGGGCUGUCAGCCUUGGCUAAGUUGUACCGCUUCUGUUUCUUCAUCUGGUAUCAGAACUGAUGAGUCAGUCUUUCCCAAUUCAAAGAACCAACCAGAACCUACAAGACUGAACAGGAAUUCAGUUGUUGUUACCCAAAGGGGUACUAAGGCAGACUUUACACACCUGGAAAAGGCUGAAGGUGUGAAACAGCCAGAUGAAGACACACUGUUACAAUCAGUUUCUCAACAAGCAGAUACAAGCUACAUCAACAAACAGAGUUUUUCCUCUAAUGGCCCUGCUUCUCCCAUUUGGCAAAGAGAUGUAUCUCUCUUUAAAACAGUGACAUCAAAGAGACAAGCCCAAGCCACUGCCAGAGGAGAUACUGCAAAAAUUUAUACAUCAAAUGGUGGUACAAGAAAUGUAGAAAUGAAGGAAAAUGAUUGCCCACCCAAUAGUGUGUUCAGUCAGCCUCCCUGUAUUUUGCCAGCUGAUGGGAGCAGGAAGGAACCUUUUCUUCCAAGUCAGAAAGAAUGGAAACAUAAUCUGCAUUAUGCAGCACAGGAUAGUUGGAGUGCAGAAGCCCUUAACAAAGCUACUCCAAAAAGACAGUCCUCACUACUAAAUGUUACUUCUGCUCUAUCCACUGAAAAAUUAGCAAACUGUCAAGGCAUGUUGUCCUGUCCUCCUGAGCUCUCAUCUAGUUUCUCACAAAACUCUCCACAAGCACUUUCUCAUAAAGACAAUGCUAAAUGCUUAGGAAUGCUAACUAGCUCUUCGGUAAAAUGCACUGUUACAGAAUCUCAAGCAGAAGUGGGGGAAACAGCUGAAGUGAAUAGAACAAGUGUUAGCAAAGAGAUUUCACAGGAGACACUGCAAAAUGCAAGCACUUUAGUUACUAAGGACUGUAAUGGACAAUUCACUACUAGUUCUCCACGAAAUGGAAAUUAUGGAAAUAUUUAUAUGCGUAGCUUUGAUGGAGACCCCAAUACCUCUGAAAAUAGUUUAAGUUAUUUUUGCCUUGAAAAAGAAACUGAAAAAAUGAGGAGUACUUCACCUUGUAUCAGAAGGUUUCACAAGCAAGACAGCUCACCAAGACAUACCAGUAGCUGUAGCAUUAUUGGCUCCCCUGGCAGAAACAGCUCCAAAUCUUCUGACCCUCUUGUUAUUUAUUACACUUUGCCUAGAAAAUCAGCUAGCAUUGCUGGUAGUAUUAUGUCAGAGACACCCAUCUCUUUACCUAGAGAAAACAGAACAACAUACAAUUGUUUAAGGUCUGAAACUCUGCAUGGAGCUGACGCCUCUUAUUCUAAUCAAAGAGAUGCGUCUUGUUUAGACCCAAAAUGUUCCUUUUUAACAUCAGCAUCAUUAAAUGCUGCCACAAGUAACAAAGAUUACCACAGUCCAUUAACCAAAAAUAGUAAUGAUUCAGUAAGUAGCAGUACAUCAGUUGAUGUGACAGACAGAUGUAAACAUCUAAGUAGAAGAGAAUCCUCUGUGUUUUCAGAUUAUAAGGAAGGGGCAAAUUUUUUGCAGAAAUAUAAAACCACAAGCACAUUUACCGUUUGUGUUGAUGAAGAUCAUGUCAAGUAUCAUGAAUUAGUUUCCAUUUAUUACACACUACCACGGAGGCAUUCAAAAACAUUUUGUAGCCUCUUUAGAGAUAAUUCAGAGGAUGCAGAUUUAACUUGUCCCAAAGAAACUGCUCAGUCACCAAGAACACAAAACAAGAAAAAUGAAGGUCAUGUGAGUUUAGCAAAUGUUUUUUUCCCUACUACUUCAGAAAAAGAGGUGCCUUCAUAUUCUUCUGACCAAGUAUCUUCAGUUCUGGUCACACCUCAGAAUUCAAGAACUGCUGUUGACAGUGAAGAGAAUUCUCACUUAUCCCCUAGCUCUGAGAAAUCAGUGAGUGUGGUACUUAACAAGAAAGAUAAUUCAGUAUAUCUUCCAGUAGCAGAAAAUGCACUUUCUGAUGUGGUGACAAAAGAAAUUUCUUUUGGUGGCCCACAAUCCACUGCGAUAGUGACUAAGUCAGGUAAGGCCAUUUCUAAUGCUUCAAGCAGCCAAAAGGCAGAAAUAUAUGUAAAAGAAAAUAAGGAAAUUUCACAAAGAGCCACACCACUAAUGUCCACUUUAUCAACCCCUCCCAAGCCAGGCAGACAUUUAGAGAAGCCCUUAUAUUCUAAUUCAACAAAUAAAAAUAUCAUACAGAAGGGAAGUUUGGAAAGCUGCUCUCAGCCCCCAAAAUUGAACAAGAAAAAUCUGAACAGUCUAUUCCUCCGCUCCAGAGAGAAGAGUUCCCUUGGAAGGAGUGGUAACACAAAGCAUGCUGAUGUCCCACUUACUCCCGUGGAAGAUACGUACAGGGAUAGUGCCCAAGUUAAACAGAGAGUAGAUGUCCUACACCGAACCACCUCUCUGUGUAAUAAUAAAUUUAGUGGACUGCAUCUAAGGACUGACAGUUCAAGGAAAAAAGAGAAUGGUUUAAACUUUUGUAGCAAAGUGCUUCCAGAGUCUUCAAGCAAAGCAUCUGAGGUAAGCACAGCUUCCAGUGCUGAUCCAUUUCUUCAGCUAAACAAAGUGGCUAGCACAGAUACAGAUGAAGUAAAGAAUUCAAAAAUUAAAAAAGAGCAAAACUCACAGGGUUCUCAUAUGGGUAGAGUUUACAGUGGUUUUCAGGAAUCAGAGAGGCAUAAUGAGGGCAACCUGAACAUUAAAGAUAAAGUCUCCAGGGUUACACAAGAUCAGAACAUAACACAGAAUGCAGAAGAGGAGAACAAGCUUCUCUCCGACUGCACAAGAGACAAAGUCAAAGAUAUAGAGAAAAGGAAAAACAGACCUUCAAUUAAAAAUAAAUUGGCAGCUGUUUACAAAACAAGUCGUAAAUUUUCAAGUAAAAAUUUACCCCCCAAACCACACAUAAGUAACAUUUUUUCACAGAAUGAUGGAAGUGCUACUUCUUUAGAGGUCAACAUGUCCCUUGAGUCAUUGAUUUCAAUGGAUUCCCACCAGCCAUUCCUGGAGUUGGACAAUGAAAAUCAGAAUCACAGUCUGAACUCUGAUGAGAAUAAUCCAAGACCAAUAACAGCUGAUAAUAAGACUGAAAAUCAGAAUGAUCCUUCUUUGCUUGUUAACAGCAAAAGGAGGCCCUUUACAAGUUCAUAUACCCAGAAGGAGGACAUCAGUCCUCAAAAAACUGCAGUGAAAGUGGAAAAUAGGCCAAGACUUACAAUGCCAUUUCCAGAUAAACCAGUAACUACAAGAAAUAAGAAUUCCCAAACACUUGAUCUCAGGUUAGAAAGCAAAAGCCAGCCCAUUGCUCCCAGUGCUACUACCUCAUACCCACUGGAUGAAGAGAAAGGAAGAGCUAGCAGUCAUACCUGUGCUCCUCCCUUGCCACUUUUAACUGACAAAAACUCCAACACCCAUGUAAAUAGCUGCUUGCAGGCAGACACAUGUCCAGAGCAAAACUUGACUUCCCAGACAGUGCUUGGUCAGCGUCAAAAUACCUCUCAGCCUGCCAGUUUAGAAAACGCUAACCUCAAUAGCUAUCAGUUGCGCAAGAGCAAUGUGAAAAGUCAGCGUGAGCGUCACCUCUCUGAGGGCAUUUGUGCUCGAGAUUCCCUUGAGACCUCUGCCUCAGGAAGCAAUAUUCUACCCAAAGAUGGCAUACAUGGGAAGAGAUUUAAAUCUUAUUCAGAGCUGUUGUCUUGUGAUGAGAAUGAAAACUGGGCGUCAGACGAUGAAAAAUGCUACAGCACUAGAAAUGUAAUGUAUCCGUCUGUGGAAUUUGGUAUAUUUGGCAAGGAGCAACAACUGGCUUUCCUGGAAAAUAUCAAGAGGUCACUCACAGAAGGGCGAUUAUGGAGACCAUGUCUACUUAACAACCCUGGUGGUUUCAGAGAUACAGAGAGCUCUUCUAUAAACAGGGGUGAGCUUCUGAGCUCGAGUUCUACUGGGAGCAAAAUGUCGUCAGCUGCUUCAUCCCCCCGAGAGCUGACUGAUACCUAUGUGGAAGAUUCAGCUGCUUACUCGGACUCAGACAGUGAUACCACCACUGAUGAUGAAUAUUACCUAGAUGAGAUAGAUAAAGAAUCAGAGCUAUGAAGGGACUGUGGUACUAAGAGGGCAUAAUAGUGUGGUAGUUUCUGGGCAGGCAAAAACAUGUCAAAUACACUGUGCCCAUUCUUGUGCUGCUAUAAAUUGGUACAGCUUCCUUAGUUUCAAGGGAGUUAGUAUGGUAUAUUAGCUGAGCAUUUGGCUUUUGUAUUAAAUGUGUGGCUUCACCUUUCCUGUUUCUCUUAGCAGGGAAAAACAAUGUUAAAAAAUCUCUUCCCCAAAUAAUAGAAGGUAAACAGCUGUGGAGCUUUGGGCAGUGUUAGUCUGAGGAUGGCUUUCCUCUGAGUCAGAAAGCAGUAGUUAGGUUCCUGCCAGCUACACAGUGCUGGAAUGGAUAAAUUCAAGCUUGAGCUUGAGCUUUUCUUACAGAACUUAACAGAAAACCAAGAAGUUACUUUGCUGAUAAUUUGUUGUUUCUCCGAUCUUCCUUGUUGUCAAGCAUGAUAAUGCUAAUCCUUCCCACUGAACAAAUAUCCUCACAAAAUGAAACCUCUUAAAUCCUUACAGCAUAUUCUGCAUGAAUGUUCUUUUUGUGCAUUCCUGGGAAGCAUAGCAACAAUGUCCCUGGUGGCAUUUUUUCUGCUGUGCUGUUGAGGCAGAUUCCACACUAGGACUUUACAGCACUGCAAGAGCUGUGAGGAAUGUGAGUUGCAGAAGUACUUCUAGUAUAGGAGAAAAAGCUAAACACAGGGCACAGCAACUGAGAAGCCGACCAAAAGAAAGUCAGCUGAGCAUGGAAAUCUGCUUUCCAGACAUGGAAGAUUCAUAACCAGCACAGCUUUGGUAACAGUUGAUAUGACAGGCCAGAUUUCUGGUCUUAGAAACAGGUUAAUUUGGAUAAAAAGUCAGACACUUUUAACAAUUCAAAAUAUGAAACUAUUUAGCUUGUUAAUUUCCUGUAUUAACCUCAUAGGUUGAAUCUUCAGGUGUCCUAGCAGUGAGAAAAUAACCAAAACAGCAGUGAGGUCCCAGAGUUCUGCAGCUGCCUCUGCUGGGCUGGUCUCAGGAUGAGGCACCUGCAGCCACUGUGCUCCUUUAGGGCAGCAGCACCUGGGGCAGCCUGAGAGGGCACUUGGCUGGGGCACUGCUGCGCUGUACACACUGGUGGCUUCUUACAUGCAAAGUAAAUUAAACCAGUGAGAAAGGCUCUUUGCCCUUUGUCGAAUUGCCAUCCCCUUUUGGUAUUUUUCAACUGUUCCUGCUGUGACCACAGUACUCUUUAUCCUCUAAACGGAAUGGGUGUAACGUGUUCCAUUGGCUCUUCUUCAGCCACAACAAUAAUGUAGUAUUAUUACUCAGUAGCCAAAACUUGUCCCUGGCCAUUAAAUAUCUAACUAAGCUUUAUUCUCUUUUUAUGAAAAAUCAGAAGUGGCUCACUGAGCCAGAAGAUAUAUUUUAAAAUAAUUAUACAUUUUCUUCUACUUUAUUUCUAAUUUCAUAUAUGGUCUGAAAUUAUGGUCCAUAUUUUAUAUGCUUUUUAAUUCCAUAAAAUUUCUGUAGGACAUAAUUAUAUUUUUCUAACUUGAAGGACAGCAUAGUGGUAUUUUAAAAUAAUAUAUUUUACAAAAAACAAGCAGUGCUUGUAUCACUGACUAUUCCACAAGAAACUUAAAGAUGAAAAUAUUACAGUAGGUAAGAGGUAUCCUUAUUUUUUCAUACUGUAAGCUUCGUUAAAGAAGUGGGUCUGUAGUUCAAACCUGUACUGAUAUAUAAGUAUCAUUACUUUUUGCUGGGGUAAUUUGUCUUUUAUUGUACAUAGAAGGACUAACAUAAACUGUAUAUUUAUAGACAGAACUGAUGUUUACCACAUGCCUGUUUCACAAGGAUAAAAGAAUAUGCUGACAUAAGGCAAUGCUGGAAGGAAAUGACUAGUGUAUAAUUGCAGUCUUGUAAAAAGUGGUAUUCUAAGGAGAAAUUAAGUUUUUCUGUAAAUGUCUCUAUUCUCUGUGUGUACAGGAUUCUGUAGAGUAAGACAAUAAAACCAGCUGAGUAUGUGUGGAAUUUCUGCUGUUGUACAUUUCUGCGAAAUAAAUUAAUCCAAAAAUUUGUGAUACCAGCCUACAUAAGGUAAAGAAUAAUAAAAGAAAUGUGUACAAAGGAA
Molecule: messenger RNA, 8181 nt
Organism: Taeniopygia guttata (zebra finch)
Lineage: Eukaryota; Metazoa; Chordata; Aves; Passeriformes; Estrildidae
Gene: EXPH5
Product: exophilin 5
Biological process (GO): intracellular protein transport
Molecular function (GO): small GTPase binding
Source: RefSeq, a predicted model, not a curated record